This is a messenger RNA of Notolabrus celidotus (New Zealand spotty), 2224 nucleotides long. It is a transcript of the gene pycr1b, whose product is annotated as pyrroline-5-carboxylate reductase 1b. Gene Ontology annotation, biological process: L-proline biosynthetic process. Bases 187 to 1158 code for a protein of 323 amino acids. Gene Ontology annotation, molecular function: pyrroline-5-carboxylate reductase activity. NCBI's taxonomy places the organism in Eukaryota, Metazoa, Chordata, Actinopteri, Labriformes, Labridae. The record is from RefSeq and is a predicted model, not a curated record. The transcript is spliced from 9 exons.
CUCCUCACAGUUAUGGCGCACAUGAGGGGUAGAGUGAAGAGGAAGCCACGUUUACACGAAAAGUGGUGAUUUCUGGGGUUUUCUGACACCGGGAAAUAACGGUCACGUCGCCUACCAAUAUUUUCUGACUCUGAAUCCACAGCUGGAAUAUCAGGGAAGGUCAAAGGAGCCACUUCAUCAAACAGGAUGAGUGUUGGAUUUAUCGGAGCAGGCCAGCUGGCUCACGCCCUGGUGAAAGGCUUCACGGCUGCCGGUGUGAUUGCUACACACAGGAUUACAGCCAGCUCCCCAGACACUGACCUGCCCACUGUGUCAGGGCUAAGGAAAAUGGGGGUUAACCUGACGACUAGCAACAAAGAGACGGUGAAUAAGAGCGAUGUUCUCUUCCUUGCUGUGAAACCUCACAUCAUCCCCUUCGUUCUGGAUGAGAUUGGACCAGAUAUAGAGGACCGGCAUCUCAUCGUCUCCUGUGCAGCAGGUGUCACCAUCAACUCCAUAGAGAAGAAGCUACUUCAGUACCGUCCCACUCCUAAAGUCAUGAGGUGUAUGACAAAUACUCCAGUGGUCGUGAAAGAGGGAGCAACGGUGUACGCCACCGGGACACACGCAGAGGUGGAGGACGGCAAGUUACUGGAGCAGCUGAUGGCUAGCGUGGGUUACUGUACUGAGGUGGAGGAGGACCUCAUUGAUGCCGUUACAGGCCUGAGUGGAAGUGGACCUGCCUAUGCCUUCACCGCUCUGGACGCUCUGGCCGAUGGUGGAGUGAAGAUGGGUCUGCCCAGGAGACUGGCUGUCAGGCUUGGAGCUCAGGCCCUACUGGGAGCAGCUAAGAUGCUGCUGGACUCUGAGCAGCACCCUGGCCAGCUAAAGGACAAUGUGUGCUCACCAGGGGGCGCCACUAUCCAUGCCCUGCAUGUCCUGGAGAGCGGUGGCUUCCGCAGCCUCCUCAUCAACGCUGUUGAGGCAUCAUGCAUCAGGACACGGGAGCUUCAGUACCUGGCAGACCAGGAGCGAAUUUCUCCAGCAGCCAUUAAGAAAACCACAUUGGACAAAGUGCUCCAGCAGCCCGGAGUCACAGUCAGCGGAGUGGGUAAUGGGAACGGCAGAUCAGGGCUCAGCCUGUUCAACAAUCGCAAGCCUGGAAUCAAGAAGAACUGAGUGUGCACAGGCAGGCACACACAAACACAUCACAACUGUACUGACGUGUACAACAUGUGAACAAACUCGCAUCUUAAACAGCUGUUCAGCCAAACAAUGUUGAAGGAACAGACUCAGGACUGGACUGAAAUCACAACAGAGUUGGCAGCAAAGCCAAAUAAUCUCUAUCAUACUUGACUUCUGUAUGGAGAGUGGAGCCGCUGUGUUUCAGGUACAUUGCUCACAGUUAUAGCCUUAUAAUUACACAUUACACAUGAAGAGCAAAAGUGCAUAUACAAUCUGUUGUCGUCUGUGUUCUGGUUGUUAAACGUAAUGACCCGGCAGGCCAUCAUGAGAUCUGGUACGCACCAGGCAGCAGAUGGCUGCUGGGAUACCAUCAAGCUCUUAAUGUACGUCUUUAAAGUCUGUCUUUAAAAAAUGAAGCUACGAUGUAAAUCAUCAUGUAUUCUUUUUCCCGUGCUGAUAAUUAUUCUGUUUGACUGAUAGUGUGAGUCGUCAGUUAGAAGACUGAAUAUGACUUGAACAAAGAGAUGUUAUUUUGUCAUUUUCAUCAUGUUACAUGAACACUACAGUUUCAUAUCUCUGCAAUGUUACAGUCGGUUUUCAGGCCCAUGAGGAACACUUUGCCUUUUGGACUCUGAAAACAUUAUUUUUUACAUAUAAAGGUCAUUCCAAGCUUAAAAACUCCUGACUCAGCGUUUCCUGAUGACCCCUCUGUUAACUUCCUGCUGGUUGUUUUGAUGCUUGAAGACAUUGUGGGUCUUAAACCCUGAAGCUUGAUCUGCUAUCAUGAACCACCUGAUGCUUUUUCUUACCACAAAGCCAUUCUUUCACUUUCUCUCAUGAGGGGAAAAUGCUGCCGUUACAGGAAAAUGAUGUAUGAAAUGAAAAUGUUCACAUAGAGUAUGAUGUAUAAUACUUACAUCAGCCUUCAAUCCGUCCUUAUUUUGUGUUGCUCUAUGUAUUUUUAUGUCAGUAAUAUUACAUGUUAUGUUUUUGUUUUUUUGACAUAUUAACUGCUGAGUCAGUUCAUCGGUCAAUAAAUCAUUACAGAAGCAGAAUCCAA